Molecule: messenger RNA, 2827 nt
Organism: Chionomys nivalis (European snow vole)
Lineage: Eukaryota; Metazoa; Chordata; Mammalia; Rodentia; Cricetidae
Gene: Ints14
Product: integrator complex subunit 14
Exons: 12
Coding region: 328-1884 (518 amino acids)
Biological process (GO): snRNA 3'-end processing
Cellular component (GO): integrator complex
Source: RefSeq, a predicted model, not a curated record
AGACGGGGUGAAGGAGAAACGGCAGCGGGCGGGCGACGAGCCUUCGCUGCCGCCUAAGCGGGGUGACCGUCUCUGGGCGCUGGCUCCCGGGCCUGCUCCCGGCCUCCCUUCCGUGUGGCCCGGGUCUUCAGCGCGGCUCUGGUAAACAGCGGGAUUUCGCGCCGGAGCCAGGCCUCCUGUGUUCCCUACUCCUGACAGACUUCCGUCUCUGGCCCCUGAGAGGUCCAUCUCCUCUUUCCCCAACUAAUGUUUUGGGCUCUUUUUAAAGCAUUUCUCCAGUUAUAGCUGGCUCUCUGUUCUGAGAGAGAGUGCUAGAAUUGUUCCAUCAUGCCCACUGUGGUGGUAAUGGAUGUGUCCCUUUCCAUGACCCGACCUGUGUCUGUCGAGGGGUCUGAGGAAUACCAGCGGAAGCACCUGGCUGCCCAUGGCUUGACGAUGCUAUUUGAACACAUGGCCACAAACUACAAACUUGAAUUUACAGCACUAGUGGUUUUUUCAUCACUUUGGGAACUGAUGGUCCCCUUCACAAGAGAUUACAACACCCUGCAGGAAGCACUGAGUAACAUGGAUGAUUAUGACAAAACCUGCUUGGAGUCUGCAUUAGUUGGCGUUUGCAAUAUUGUCCAGCAAGAAUGGGGUGGAGCGAUUCCUUGCCAGGUUGUUCUGGUGACUGAUGGCUGUCUUGGCAUUGGCAGAGGGUCACUGCGACAUUCCCUAGCUACUCAGAAUCAAAGGAGCGAGAGCAACAGAUUCCCACUCCCCUUCCCUUUCCCAUCUAAGUUGUAUGUCAUGUGCAUGGCCAACCUAGAGGAGCUUCAGAGCACUGACUCCUUGGAAUGCCUUGAACGACUUAUAGACUUAAACAAUGGUGAAGGGCAAAUUUUUACUAUUGAUGGCCCCCUGUGUUUGAAAAAUGUACAAUCUAUGUUUGGAAAGCUGAUAGAUCUGGCGUACACGCCUUUCCAUGCUGUUCUCAAGUGUGGCCACCUAACGGCUGAUGUGCAAGUCUUCCCCAGGCCAGAACCUUUUGUUAUAGAUGAAGAAAUUGAUCCUAUCCCUAAAGUCAUUAACACAGACUUGGAAAUAGUGGGCUUUAUUGACAUAGCUGAUAUUUCCAGCCCCCCAGUUUUGUCCAGGCAUUUGGUCUUGCCCAUAGCACUUAACAAAGAAGGUGAUGAAGUGGGUACUGGCAUCACUGAUGACAAUGAAGAUGAAAAUUCAGCCAAUCAGAUCGCUGGCAAAAUACCCAACUUCUGUGUGCUGCUCCAUGGUAGCCUGAAAGUGGAAGGAAUGGUGGCGAUUGUACAGCUAGGUCCUGAAUGGCAUGGGAUGCUCUACUCGCAAGCUGAUAGCAAGAAGAAGUCAAACCUCAUGAUGUCUCUCUUUGAACCUGGCCCAGAACCUCUCCCAUGGCUGGGGAAAAUGGCACAGUUGGGUCCCAUUUCAGAUGCUAAAGAAAAUCCUUAUGGGGAGGACGACAACAAGAGUCCAUUCCCCCUGCAGCCCAAAAACAAACGCAGUUAUGCCCAGAAUGUGACUGUCUGGAUCAAACCCAGCGGCCUGCAGACAGAUGUACAGAAGAUCUUAAGAAAUGCAAGGAAGCUCCCUGAAAAAACACAAACAUUCUAUAAGGAGCUAAACAGGUUACGAAAAGCUGCCUUAGCCUUUGGUUUCCUGGACCUGCUCAAAGGAGUGGCUGACAUGCUGGAGAGGGAGUGCACCCUGCUGCCUGACACAGCCCACCCAGAUGCCGCAUUCCAGCUCACCCACGCUGCCCAGCAGCUCAAGCUGGCCAGCACCGGCACCUCUGAGUAUGCUGCAUAUGAUCACAACAUCACACCCCUGCACACGGACUUCUCAGGGAGCAGCACUGAACGAAUGUGAUGCUAACCUCUGGAGCUUUCCUUCUCUGUUCAUUUUGUCUGAAAAUGAGCCCAUUCAGCCCCAAAUAGCCAUCCAAGGACCUCGAGCUGUCUCAGAAGCAGCACUGCCAAUUUGAAUGUCUCUACUGCAGUCUGAGAAAGGUCCGAAGGGGCUUUCACACUAGCUCCAUGGGGCUCAGUCCAAAACAGCUUUUGGUUCAUGUUGAGCACAACUCCUGAGACGCUUGGACAGAUGAGGAGAGAGCUCCACUGCCGCCCUCAGGAAGCCUGCCCAGCAAGGGCCGUCCCGCAUCCAAAAAGCAACUUUUUUUUACAGGUUUACGUCUCAAUUACAAGGACAUAUCUACUGUGCUUAAAAUGAGCAAUCCAGACGUCUAAAACUUGUCUAAGUACAAACCUGAUGCCACCAAGUUUCAAAAUUUUUCUUAGAACUUGUUAAGAUACAGUGGCAGUGCUCGGGUGCUUCUGGUGUAUCUGAGGUACAAAUCUUUAGACAGUAACCACAUGUGUGUAAAAUCACUCCUGUUCAUGUUUUUAUUUUUUUUUUGUUUUUGUUUUUUCGAGACAGGGUUUCUCUGUGGUUUUGGAGUCUGUCCUGGAACUAGCUCUUGUAGACCAGGCUGGUCUCGAACUCACAGAGAUCCGCCUGCCUCUGCCUCCUGUUCAUGUUUUUAAAUGAAAAUUAAAUAUUUGAUUUUCUAUAAAAUGAUUUCAUUUAGAAACACGUUGUUUUGCUCUAUCUUAUCCCUUGAAUAUAAUUCGGCUUCCAAAAUGUCAUAUUCCUAAAUCCUGACAUUUCUUGGGUUCUAUAUUAACUUCCUAGCUUCUGACAAUGAUCAAGAUUUGCACCUCAGCCAGGUCCUGGCCAGUGUGGUUCAGAGAACACUGAUAGAAGUCGGGCUUCCAAAGGCUGUGUCACCGCUUAUGGUUUAGUGUGAAGUACU